Molecule: messenger RNA, 291 nt
Organism: Dentiscutata heterogama
Lineage: Eukaryota; Fungi; Glomeromycota; Glomeromycetes; Diversisporales; Gigasporaceae
Source: the annotation of a GenBank genome assembly
AUGGCUUUAGACGGCUUCCAAAAUUGGUAUUCUUUUAUCGUCCCUUUUAGCGUUAGCGAAUCAUUACUAAAUAGCCGUUAUCAAUUAUUACUUCAUUUCGGUAGCGUUUUGAUAAACGAUACCCUAUAUCUUAAUCACGGUCUAAAGGUUAAAUAUGACAACGAAGCACAUAAAUCUCCUCAGGCCAUGACACUAAGAACAUGUAUACUGGGCAAACGAGUUAAAAUCGGAACUUUAAUUACUGUAAAACUCGGAAAAUUAAUAAUAGGUGCUUAUUUACUAGUUAUUUGA